AUGGUCGCUCCUUUAAGGGAUGUAAUUGACAUGAGACCUCCUGAGGUGCAAGAAAAUGUCAAUGAUGUGGUGAUUGACAUUUGCAAGAAACUUACCCUUAUGGAAUAUGUCCAUCAGGUUUUAGAGAGGAGGGACGAUGUCGAGGAUGAUGAUGAAGAGGAUGAUGAUGAUGAGGAAGAUGAUGACGAGGAAUAUGAAGAUAAGAAGCAAGUUGAUGCUGUGAUGAAAAAUGUCGAGGGAGGUGGUGAGGACGGAGGCAUGGGGGAUGGUCAGGAUAACACUGAUGCUGGAGGACCAGCUCGUACUCAGAGUUACCAUGUCAAUGAUAAGGAGGAGUGUGAUGGGUAUAAGACAUCUAGCUCCAGUGACACCGCGCCACAUGACACCGAAGCCAAAGAAGUGAAGAAAAGUCGUUCUCGCCGCCACCGCAAACCGACCUCUAAACGAACUAAGGUUCAACUUGCAAAGAGUCACUCCGUGAAGGUGACCUCAUUCGAGAAGGUCCUUCUCCAGUUCAUUAGGGAGGGUAAAGAGAAGGAGAGGUGA
Beta vulgaris subsp. vulgaris (sugar beet) is the source of this 546-nucleotide messenger RNA. RefSeq lists its product as uncharacterized. The coding region runs from base 1 to 546 and encodes 181 amino acids. Lineage: Eukaryota; Viridiplantae; Streptophyta; Magnoliopsida; Caryophyllales; Amaranthaceae. The record is from RefSeq and is a predicted model, not a curated record. The transcript has 2 exons.